Anopheles gambiae (African malaria mosquito) is the source of this 5122-nucleotide messenger RNA. Its product is annotated as REST corepressor 3. The record is from RefSeq and is a predicted model, not a curated record. Gene Ontology annotation, cellular component: transcription regulator complex; histone deacetylase complex. The coding region runs from base 304 to 2094 and encodes 596 amino acids. Gene Ontology annotation, molecular function: transcription corepressor activity. Gene Ontology annotation, biological process: regulation of transcription by RNA polymerase II; negative regulation of DNA-templated transcription. The transcript is spliced from 9 exons. NCBI's taxonomy places the organism in Eukaryota, Metazoa, Arthropoda, Insecta, Diptera, Culicidae.
UGAUUCAGACAGCUGCUCGAUUGUACGGUGGCGUGAAAAGUGCAGCUAGGUCGGCAAUACCAAGUGAGCCGCAGUGUUUGUUCCGUUUUGUUUGAUAUUUUCCUUCACUAACCGACUGUUCCUCGCUCGCUUCGAAAGGGAAAAACUGUGCAUCCUCCGUCGAUCGGUGAUUUUCCCCCUGGAGUGCAAUUGUCCGCUGCGGGGUAAGGUAGGAAAUACCACCAAGCGGCCGAAUUUGUGAAAGAAGCACACCACCAGGGUAGCGCUCCUGGAGUACUCGCGUUGGAUUCGAAGAGGGUGAAGAUGGUUCUAGCGGAGCGAACAGCGGAGGCAGGCGUGCGGAAUGGGAAGCGAUCGCGAGGCCCAAGCCCUAACGGUCAUGCGGGUGCCGGGGUGGUCAGCACUUCCGGCGCGGCCGGUGGCGCUACCGACUCCAGCUCGGACGACGAAAACUCUCGCAAGAAUGGCAACUCUUCGAAGGCAACAAAGACCAAAAGCGAAUACGAAGAGAAAAUCCGCGUAGGCCGUGACUAUCAGGCCGUUUGCCCGGAGCUUGUAGCGCCGAACGAGCGCAAACCGGAACAGCUGAACGAUCGAGCGCUGCUUGUAUGGUCCCCGACGAAGGAAAUUCCUGACAACAAAUUGGAAGAAUAUAUCACCGUCGCUAAAGAAAAGUAUGGAUACAACGGUGAGCAGGCCCUGGGGAUGCUGUUCUGGCACAAGCAUGACCUCGAGCGAGCCGUCCUGGACUUGGCCAACUUUACACCCUUCCCGGACGAGUGGUCCGCCGAGGAUCGGGUUCUGUUUGAGCAAGCGUUCCAGUUCCACGGGAAGAGCUUUCAUCGCAUCCGGCAGAUGCUUCCCGAUAAAUCAAUUGCAAGUUUAGUGAAGUUUUACUACUCCUGGAAAAAGACCCGCAGCCGAACGAGCGUUAUGGAUCGGCAGGAAAAAAUGAAAAAGAACGACAGCUCGGAGAAUGGCAGUGACCACGGAAGCAACGAAGAGUCAGACAAUGAGGACAAGCCUUCGUCGAACAGUUCGGCAGCGGGAACGAACAGUGGCAGCGCCGGGAAUAACAACCCGAACACUCCUAACAGUGGUGCGGGUGGUGGUAGUGGCAAAAGCAAUGAUGCCGAGAACGAAACCAAUGGCAGUAGUUCCGGCCCUGCCGCUGGUGGAGCGACCAACGAGGGGUCACUCAACUGCGCCGGAUGCGGGGUGACGUGCAGCGAAUUGCAUGCGUCAUCGCAUGGCAAGCUCUGUGGCAGUUGCCACCAUCACUGGAGACGCACCGGCGUGCUACGUCCAACGACCGGGCCGUCCUUUAUGAAUAAACGUACACGGGGCUCGAACAUCCUGGGCAAAAGUGGCGACAGCCACAAGCGCCGCCCGCCCAAGGGCAUGUACAUUAACCACGACGACAUUGUGAAGCUUGCCAGCUCUGCCCAGAACAACAACGGUGGUACCGUUGGCAGUGACGGUGGCGUUAAGAAGGUUGUCCAAAAUAACGACCUGUUGGCCAGCAUGGAUCGGGAAAUCGUUUCACUCUUGACUCAAAUUCAGAACAACAAACAAAAGUCCAGUGGACUCAAGCGCAAGAUAGACGAUGUGCUGGAGGAACUGAAGCCACCGGAAGUGAGCUCCGUCCGUUUAAACUCCCGUUGGAACAACGAGGAGCUAAUGCUAGCGGUGCAAGGUGUUCGAAUGUACGGGCGAGAUUUCCAGGCCAUUGCGGACACACUCGGUUCGAAAACCGAAACGCAAGUGCGCACUUUUUUCAUGAACUAUCGGCGCCGAUUUAAUCUGGACGCUGUGCUGAAGGAAUUUGAAGCCACCAACUCGAAACAAACGCAAGAGGUGCUGGGCAGCACGAAAGAAUCGCUAGACCAGUCGAAAGAUUCCACCGAGAUGACGUCGGACGCUACCGGUGGUAGUAAUGGUGGUGCGACUGGCGCUCCGGCUGCUGCAAGCACUGGCGGUGACACCGAAGGGACUGCCGAGCCACCGAACAGACAGGACCAUUCCGACGAUAAGGACAAGGAAGAGAAAUCGGUGUCGCCGGGUGGAGAUGUGGAAAUAAUGGAAGUGAAAUGAAGAAACACAGAAAUCGAACCAUCACAACCAGUCACAGCCACUGGAACGGAGCGAAACGGACAUUCUAACCAUAUGCUCGGGGAGUCCAGCUGAGCGAGUGGAAUUGGUUUCGUAGUGCAUUUUCGUUAGUAUAAGUUAGGAUGUAAAUGAUGGGAAAGCAGCUGGUACCACAGAGGAUGAAAUGAUAAACAUGGACCUCAUUCGUUGUCCCCGUUCUCUGUCCCUAAUAUUCUUUCGCACUCUCACUCUCUCUCUCUCUCUCUAUAUAUAUUUAUCUUCUAAUAAAUUGAUAAAAAACGAGUGGAUGAAAUUGAAGCCUAGCAAAACAUGACCAUACUAUAUGCACGGACUUGUGAUAACGAUCCUUUCAGAUUGAUCUUGUCGAUGACGACAACAACAGGGUAACUGCGACGGCGAACGGUAAAUCAAAGGAGCCGACCGAUUCGGUACUGAUCAGCAGUAAUAACAUGAUCGACGACGAUACCUCGAUCAACAACAUGGAGUCGGUCUCCGUGAACUCGCUGUCCGCAGCAAUCACGCUCGACAGUAGUUUGUCGAUGGACGUGGAUGAGGUGACGAUCACGCCCAACAUCAAGGGCAAUGAUGCUGCCGACGCGUCCAAUACUGUCAUUAUUCAGUAGAAUUACCCCGGACGCGAGCGGGUCGUGAGAAAGAGCGAACAGGGAAGGGGAGGAUACACACCCCAUGAAGAUACGGUACCAGAAACGGUACAUCUCUCAUUGAAGGAAUUUACACCAUUAUCAUUUGAUGCCCAAACAUUAAAACAAAAAUAAACAAAACACUCCUGGAAAGCCUUUGGCUCUGCAUGAUCGUAAGCAAACAGCUCUAAACGCACGGUAAAUGGAGCUACAGAACAUUAGGAAUGCAUUGAUAGUAGUGGUAGUUUGUAAGGACACGGACGGUAGACCGUUAAAGGGAACUAACGAUGGGGGAACUAACGCCUCGGGGAAACGACGCGAAAGAGAGAUCUAGAAAGGAAGAAAGUAGAAGGAACACAGCUUUCCCGGGAGUGGAGUGAAGCUACAGCUUAGGUAGAAUAAAAGCAAUUUCCUAUCAUUACAUUUAACAUGCACCCUUACUAACGAUAUACUAGACUGUAUGAUACAAGAAGGUGGUGGUGUACGUGUGUGUAGCUGAGGUUGCUUUUGUUCUCUUUCUUUCUUUCUAUCUUUCUUUCCACCGGGCGAUGGCGGAUAUAGGAAUUCUAAAAUAAUUGGCAAGACGCGUGACGCGAGUAUUCACUGUUACACACAUUCGCACACACACACACUGAAACAGACGUGCUACACACUAAGACACAUUUUUAAAUUUGCUUGUUGGGAAUCGUGUUUUUGCCGGCGCUAGUGUUUCCUAGUGUGUUCGCCUGUGUAGUAUUUUUGUUUUGCUCCUGUUUAACGCUUAGUGAUUAGUUGAGAUGGAGAGGAAUUUACCCAUGUUUCCCUUUUCGUUCCGCCAUAGCCGGGCCGCCCCGCGGACAUACAGGGCGGCACACGUAUAUGCAGUGAAAGAGUGAGUGAGCGACAAGAAAAGAAAAAAAGUUUGUUAGGAGCUGUUGUUUUCUAUCGAGGUAGUAAGGUCCGUCCCAUCCAUUUCAGUGCGCGGUUAUCUUUUCGCAUCGGUAUGCACUUUUGCCAAAGUUUUGAUACGUUGAUAUACGCAGACGAAUGUACUGUUUCGGGUUUGAAGUUUGUGAAGCUCACCGCCCCCUUUAUAAUAUGCAUAUCGUUUGCCUGCUGGCGGAGCGAAAAUGGAAAAUGGGAAACUGGACGAAAAGAUUACGUAUUUUCAUAUAAGUAUGCCUUUUUAAGACCUAGUAAUUAUUGUUGUCGAACAGUUUACGGUUCGACUGCCGGUGAGCGCGCCACUACAGGCCAUGAGCAGGAGACAAGUUAAUGCUUCUUCUUUUUUCUCCUUCGGUCAUUUAAAACAGAAAAAUUCAUGCACUCAAAAACUCGGAAAGAGCACUGAUCGAAAUGCAUGUUUGAAUAAAAACUGAAACAAAAAGACGCGCAUACACACGAAGUAACAGCAAAAUAGCAAUGUGUUCGCCUGUAAGGGCCACCACUUGAAGGUUGAAUGCUCGGGUUCCAAUUUUGAUCAUCAACGAUGGUAGUAGGCCUAGUGUUAGCUUUAUUUCGCUGCUCCGCUCCGGUCAGUUGAGGCUUCACAUAUCGGCGACACUAUUGGCAAGUGACUAUUGAUUCGUUCCCCCAUUUUUGGGCCUUGUUUUGAUUGUCGCGGGUUGGUCAAGCUUAUCCUUGAUUCUUUUUACACGUCCACAUCUUUACACACAUACACACAUCUAUAUGUAUACACAUACGUAGCAUUGCUAUAAAAAUGCCAUCGGAGAGACACAUUCGUCCUGUGUGUGGGAAUGAUUAAAAAAAAAUCAAAAAAACUAACUAGAGCUAGGCCGAAGCAGCAGAUAAAUAUGCAGGCUUGUGAGAAGUGCCUCUUCUUGGAAGCGACAGGAAGAGGGGUUCAGGAGCGUGUGGGAUGCUGUUACUGCUGCUGAAACGCAAAUGACAAUGUAAUAAAACAGAGAAAAGGACGGAAAAAGCAACAACGAUCGGCCCUACUCAGUAGGUAGAACGUGGCAGUGGAGCGUAAUACAGAAGAAAAACGAAAACAGUGAGAUGGGCAGUGUUUUCUUUUAAACCCUUUGUAUAGCGAUAAUGUAGUAGAGCAUAUUGGACAGCCAAACACACUCACUAGCUACGCCCUAGCACGACAGAGAGGAGCAAUGUUCAGUUUUGAAAUGAUAACGACGAUGAUCAGGACACAUUCAAGCAGAUAACACGUGCACAGAAGUAAAGGGAUACGACAGACAGGAGAGACAGUGUAACAGCAACAGGUUUGAUCGUUAAGCGGCACACAGGAGGUGCGAUUUUAUAACGUUUCAUUAUGCGACUAUGAAUGAAUGCUAUCGAUAAAUAUUUAACUAAGCGAGACAAAACAAAACAACAACCGGUUUAGUGCAGAGAAUAAAAAUCAAUAACCAAUUCAA